Molecule: messenger RNA, 1629 nt
Organism: Mesorhabditis spiculigera
Lineage: Eukaryota; Metazoa; Nematoda; Chromadorea; Rhabditida; Rhabditidae
Source: the annotation of a GenBank genome assembly
AUGCUGAACCUCAAAGAAUUGCUGCCGCAGCCUUCGGCGGCUACCGAGGAGGUAAACGCAGUCCGUACAAGCGACCCAUGGUUUAGGGGACGCGAAGAUGGGAUCCCGUCGAUGGCAGUUGUCACAAAAGAACCUCCACGCUACGGACAUCGAGUCGGCUUCAAACCAAGGACCCCAGAAGACUUUGGCGACGGCGGAGCCUUCCCGGAGGUGCACAUUGCCCAGUUCCCACUUGGAAUGGGUCUCGGUCGAGUGGAGGGCACGACGAAGACGGUCGCACUUCAGUACGACGCCGAAGGAAAGCUGCGCCACGAUGCGAUUGCCCGUGUCGGCGUCGGCAAAGACAAGAUCGUCCACACCAAGCUCUCCGACAUGAAAUCCAAGGCUUGGGAUGAGGAUGACGAAGAUUUGCAGAAACCAGACGAUGAGGAGACUCGCGCUGCCACCGAAGCUACUCGUCAAGCCCUCGAGCAACUCACCCAAACGAAGAUCUCAUCGGCUCUCCCGGUACAACACGCACAAAAAGUCGCGCCGGCUCAAUAUAUUCGGUACACACCAGCUCAACAAGGCGGAGGCCAUGCCUCGGGCGCUGGUCAGCGCAUCAUUCGCAUGGUCGAGAUGCAGAAGGAUCCGAUGGAGCCACCGAAAUUCAAAAUUAACCAAAAGAUCCCGAUGGCUCCUCCCAGUCCGCCCGCACCAGUGAUGCAUUCACCUCCCAGAAAAGUGACGCAGAAAGAAGCGGCUGAUUGGAAGAUCCCUCCCUGCAUUUCCAACUGGAAGAACCCCAAAGGGUUUACGGUCGCUCUCGACAAGCGAUUGGCCGCCGACGGACGUGGAUUGCAACAGCAACACGUCAACGAAAACUUUGCCAAGCUCUCCGAGGCGAUGUACAUUGCUGACCGCAAGGCUCGUGAAGCUGUCGACGCUCGCGCCAAUCUCGAGAAACGCGUCGCCCAGAACAAGAAGGCCGAGCAAGAAUCGAAGAUGAGGGAACUGGCUCAGAAGGCUCGAAAAGAACGCUCCGGGAUUCAAGGCGAGGCUAGCAGGGGACAUCGCGAAGAGGAUGAUGAGGAGAUUCGCAAGCGAGAGGAGAUCAGACGUGACCGCGUCGACGAAUUCCGCCGCGACCGUAACAUUGCGCGCAACAAGCCCGACAAGGCGGACAAGCUACGUCGUGAACGGGAACGCGAUAUUAGUGAGAAGAUUGCCAUCGGACUGCCCGACGCGAGAAAUCGUGGUACCGCCGGCGAGACGCAGUUCGACCAGCGUCUCUUUGAUCAAAGCAAGGGGCUCGAUUCCGGUGCGCUGGCCGACGACACGUACAAUCCCUAUGACAAGCCGUGGCGAGCCACCGACAAUAUCCAGCAACACAUCUACCGUCCAGGGAAACAUCUCGACCAGGACGUGUAUGGCGACGAUUUGGACAAGAUUGUCAGCCAGAAAAGGUUCGUCCCCGACAAGGGCUUUUCUGGAACCGAAGCCGCACCUACUCGCGGAUCCGGCCCUGUGCAGUUCGAACGUGCUGCGCCUACUGACGAUAUUCUUGGUCUCGACACGCUGUUCGCCAAGACGGGCGACAAGCGCGGAGGAGGACGUGACGAUCGUGACUCCAAGCGAUCCAAGCGCGAC